This is a messenger RNA of Pochonia chlamydosporia 170, 675 nucleotides long. RefSeq lists its product as hypothetical. Lineage: Eukaryota; Fungi; Ascomycota; Sordariomycetes; Hypocreales; Clavicipitaceae. The transcript has a single exon. Bases 1 to 675 code for a protein of 224 amino acids. The record is from RefSeq and is a predicted model, not a curated record.
AUGCUGAACAAGCCUUCCCCUUCCACGUUUGCAAGACCCAAUUCUAAUUCUUCACCAAGCCCUACAUCCAGCUGCCUAGCGAACGUUCCUAAAGGCGUGUCUCAUUGCCUGCAUGUCCCUCCUUUGGCAAGGGCUUCUUCAGAACCAACGGCCACAGCCCUUGGGCCAGGCACUCACAUAACGCAUCCCAUCACGGGAUAUGAGGAGCAUGACUGGCAAUCUACAAAUGGCAUGCGGGCAAGACAGACCAACAGGGGGUCAAACACCCAACCCGGCGGCAUGUUGAUCAUGUUCUGCACGGAGCGCCAAAGGUCGGUACCACCGUGCAACAGAACACACCUUGUCGUUCUCUCGGAUGUGGCUACAGAAGACUAUUAUUUACGGACGAGUGAUUUACUCUUAUCGGCCUCCAUGUACUCGGUACAGUACAUACCCAGUAUCCACUCUGAAGCUGAAUUGCCACGCUCUCUUGGUUUUAGCCAGGAGCAGAGCAUGCCAUUGGCGUCGAGACAUUGUGUUAGCCGGCGGGCCAGGUUCCCUAGUUGUCCCUGGAACCAGCAAAGAGCCCCAAGGAAGUCAUUUGCAGCAUCGUGUUCAGGCCCUCUCUUCGAUACAGAUCCGAGAUUAGAUCAGCUGGGAAAUCUCAACGUCAGAAUGGGCUGGUCUGGGCCGUGA